AUGAUGAAAUCAAGAGAAGGUUAUUUUUUAUUGAAUUCAUUUGCAUUGUCUGAAAAUGAGCCAGAAUCGCAACUUGAUGAUGUCAUAUUGAAUGCACAUCAUCAUGCUGUUCAAAUAGCCGAAAAUCCAUGGGAAAAGAGAGCAAGCAAUCUCAUAUUGGCUAUCGCAUGUAAAAAAUAUGAACGAGUAAAACAAUAUAUAUACGAACAUCGAAGUACUAUGAAUUGGCCAUUCUUAGAAUUAGAUAAGCCAUUAAUGUUUACAAUGCACCAAAAUGAUGUACGUUUCAUUGAAUUAUUCAUUGAAGAUAGUAGAUCAUUCGAACGAUUGCGUCGAAUAAUUACUGCUGAUGGUUUAUAUAAAAAUUUGAAUGAAAAUGAUCGAUCAGCAAUGCUACCCAUUGUCGAUAAAAAAGGAGAUAUUCGCCAGAUGUACUAUGCAACUUGUUUUAAACCAAAUACGAUCAAAUUUUAUUCCAAUGCUCAAGCAUCACUUUUAGCUAGUAAAAUUUAUCAAAUUGCUGCUGAAUCUGAAAAAAAUUUUGAAAAAAAACUUGUUUAUCGAAAUCGAAAGAAAAUAUUCGAUGAACAUGCAACAAUAAUAAUGAAUCGAUGUUUUAAUAUACAUGAAGAUUUAGCCGUUCAAAUAUUGACAUCACAUUCUGAAGUCUAUUUUGAUUAUAGUCCAUUAGAAUUGGCCGAAGAAAUUGGUAGUCAGUCGUUUUUGGGAACAAAAUGUGUACAAAAAUAUCUUGACAGACAAUGGAGCGGUGCUAUCAUAGGUGAUACAAAUUCGUCAAUAUGUAUUCGUGCUCUACAGACAUGUCUAAUAAAUCCCAUAUGUUUACCUGGUCCUGGUUUUGAAUUUUUUAGAUCACCAUGCGUGCGAUUUCGAUUAAAUAUUUUAUUUACAAUUAUGUUUCUAUUCUUGUUCAGUACUGUUCUUCUUCAUGAUUAUCGACCUAGCAAUGGUAAUAAACGGAAUUUUUUUGGUAUAUCAUGGAAAGAAAUAUUUGUUCAUAUUUGCAUGAUCGGUAUUAUCGCUGAUGAAAUCUUUCAAGUAAAAUUUUUAUAUUGUACACUGAUUACAUAUUCAUGA
Molecule: messenger RNA, 1098 nt
Organism: Rotaria sp. Silwood1
Lineage: Eukaryota; Metazoa; Rotifera; Eurotatoria; Philodinida; Philodinidae
Source: the annotation of a GenBank genome assembly